AUGGUCGGUUCAUACGAAGAGAGUAUUCUCCGGGGACGAAUGUCUACUACGCCUUCAAAACCACUUGACUUUGUUGCUCAGAUAGGGGUGCUGGGUUUCGGAAAAUGUAAAUCGAGUCUGAAAUGUCCACCCCAUGUGACCUUGCCCUUUCCAGCAGUAUUUUAUGACUAUGAAUCCACAAACCAUGGUCGAAGAGGAAAGUCUGAAGAUGGGCCUAGUCCGUACGUUGGUUGUAUUGAUCUAGAAAAUGGGCUACCAAGUCCUGAAAAAGCGAAGGAUAGUCAAAAGAGGAGGAGAAAUGCUACCCUAGACCGAACACAUAUGGACGAUUUUGACCCCGACCCUCAAAAUUCAGGACAAGUUUCAGAACGAGAGUUACGUAGGGCAGAAAAGCAAAAACGUCGAUCAACUUCCCCGCGGGCACCGCCUGGAGGUAGCUAUCGUAUUCCCGAAAAGGGCCAAUUACAAAUAAUCAUCAAGAAUCCUAACAAAACAGCUGUCAAAUUAUUUCUCGUCCCAUAUGAUCUGAAGGGUAUGGAACCGGGCACAAAGACAUUCAUUCGUCAGCGUAGCUACUCUGCUGGGCCGAUAAUUGAUUUGGCACUUUCCUCCUCGCCUCAUUUAUUAGCACCAACCAUCGAUCCACUCGCCGAAAGACCUACCCUCCGCUAUCUCGUCCAUAUUCAUAUUUGUUCUCCAACUCGAGGUCGCUACUAUCUAUACAAAAGUAUCCGUGUCGUCUUCGCCAACCGCGUACCGGAUGGCAAAGAAAAAUUACGCAAUGAAAUCACAUUUCCAGAACCACGAUUUACUGCUUACAAGGUAGUACGGGAUUCGAAUUUUGGAGCUGCAGGCGCGGCAUUGGCAGCGGAAAAGGCAUUUCGAAGGAGGAGCUCGGGAUUUCCUUUGGGUGGAAAUAAGAAUUUUGAUUUUGGCGGCGACGACGGUGGAUCGAGAGGAGUGGUGAAUCCUAUUCCUUUUCAGUUUCCUUCAAGGAGGGGUGUGAUGGACAUGGAGAGAAAUCUUGGGCCGCUAGAUUUGGAGUCGGGACAAUCAUCAAACCCUUCAGAGACUCUGAGACCAGGUACAGCGUUUAGGGAGGUGGCAAUGGGUGGAAUGGAUGUAGGUGUUGGUAUGACUUCCUAUGAUAAGUUGAGUGAAGGAGAUCCGGGUUAUGGUGGUAAUGCAUAUUCGUCUGCAAGAGUGAACGGUUCUAGUAGAGAAGGGAGGCAAUCUCCAGCUGAAGGUUUGUUAGCAACGAGAUUGAGGGAGUUGGGCGUAGGAUUAUCGAUGAAGAUGAGUGGAGGAGAUGAAGGAAAGGGGGACAUGGGAGGGAGGAUAUAA
Messenger RNA from Sclerotinia sclerotiorum 1980 UF-70, 1344 nucleotides. RefSeq lists its product as hypothetical. NCBI's taxonomy places the organism in Eukaryota, Fungi, Ascomycota, Leotiomycetes, Helotiales, Sclerotiniaceae. The transcript has a single exon. The coding region runs from base 1 to 1344 and encodes 447 amino acids. The record is from RefSeq and is a predicted model, not a curated record.